Molecule: messenger RNA, 3541 nt
Organism: Melanaphis sacchari
Lineage: Eukaryota; Metazoa; Arthropoda; Insecta; Hemiptera; Aphididae
Product: inverted formin-2-like
Exons: 15
Coding region: 174-3323 (1049 amino acids)
Biological process (GO): actin cytoskeleton organization
Molecular function (GO): small GTPase binding; actin binding
Source: RefSeq, a predicted model, not a curated record
AUCAAGUCUGCUGAAAAAAAUUGUGUGUAGUUACAAAAUAAUUUAAUUAAAAUUAAAUGUACAUUAUACUUGGCGUUGGUGGACGAACAUGAUAGUAAACGGUAAGGUCAAUUCAAGAAAUAAACAGCUAUAUUUUCAAUUUUAGAAAGGAACACUGUUCAUUGCGAUUAAAUAUGACUACACACAAUCAUUGGAUAAGAUUAGCGAAUCAUGUGAAGACUAACAGCAUUACGGCAAAUAACAAUGAGAAAAAUCGGCUCAGUGGGUCAAAGCUGUUGGCUGACAUGAGAAAUGGUGAAAACCUUUCCAAAUGGGAACCAGAACUCUGUAUAAAAAUGUUACAGUUACCUGGCGUCAAUAAUUAUUUGGCGAUCAAAAAAUUGGUUAACGAAGCUGACAAGAAAUGGAUAGAAGAAUUCCUGCAGAGAGAUGGCCUGGGCACGUUGUUGAGCAGCUUGGGUGCGGCGAGCGGAAAAUCUCUUGUGGAUACAAUGGACCAGUUACAGUGCGUCGAAUGUCUGCGUGCCGUCGUCAGGUCCCGGACUGGAUUGAAAUACAUUUCCACUCAUCUAGAAUACUCGUCGUACUUGGCUUCAGUACUUGUAUGCAAUAAUACAACCGUAAAGCUCCAAGUAUACGAACUGUUGUGCGCGCUAUGCGUGUUCUCCGUGGAUGGAAUGAUUUUCGUGAAGUCUGUCUUGUCGCACAUCAAGUUGAAACAAGAGUUGCGACAUGAUUACGAAAUCGUAGUGAUGGAACUACAACUGGCAGACACAUUCGCUUAUCAAACAACUCUUAUGGCUUUCGUCAACUGUCUAAUACUCGUUGAACAAAAUCCGAGGAAAAGAACGUGCAUCAGAAACGAACUGAUUGCUCUUGGACUACGGACGGCCAUCAAAAACAUGGAGGGUUAUGAAGAUGAUGCAUUACAAAUACAAAUCACCGUGUUCGAAGAGCAUCAGUUGGCCGACGAAAAUCAAAUACCUCAAAAAUCGCAUCAACAGCUAUUUAACGAGUUACGGUCUAAGAUAUCAAACACGUUAUACGACUCGUAUUUACAAAACAUUUUGCUGCAUAUGUCAGAAAUGGAUUACAGCGAAACAAAAAUAAAUGAUAUUUGGAAUUUGAUCAACGAAAUCAUUUGUAAUGAUCCACAAGCAAUAUUGGAUAUAUAUCGAAAAACAUCAAAAACGCAUUCUACGGGGUCUCAAACUGACGAGAAAAGACUUAUUAAAGGUUUAUCUCUGAAUACCCGACGUUGUAGCUUAAAUAUACCAAAAGAUAAACGAACCACUAUUAAACUUAAAAGACCGUCACUACCCGCGCUUCCAGUCGUCAACAAAUUAGACGAACACACUAAUUUUAACGGGCGCCAUACUAAAAACCCUAUUAAAUGUUCUAUAUUUACUCAGACAGAACGUGCGUGUUAUUGUGACGGUAUUGGACUUGCUGAAGUUGACUCUAAUUCCGAGCUGAAUAAUAACAGUCCAAAUUUAUUGGACGUGAACUAUAUAAAAAAUGAUGCUUGUAAAUCUCUGGAAUUAUCAUGUGGAAGCAGUACAGUAGUACCACCUCCGCCAUUUCUGUCGAACAUUUCAGGAAUUCCGCCUCCUCCGCCACUUCCAAUUUCAGCUGGAAUUCCAUCACCCCUACCCCCACCCCCAACACCGCCACCACCAUCAUCAUCAUCAUCACAAAAAAUUCCACCACCGCCACCACUUCCAUCAACAGGAAUAUUACAACCACCACCACCACCACCACCACUUCCAUCAACAGGAAUAUCACAACCACCACCUCCACCACCGCCACCUUUACCUGUUAUGGCACCACCACCACCUCCUCCCUUUACUGGAUUGAAGUCCCCAGAACUAAUUUUAAUACCAGAAAAAGCACCUCAAUUAUCUACAACAUUGAUAUCAUCAAUGGAGUUUUUGGGACUUGGUAAAACUAUUACGAAUAUUACUGAUGGUCAUCGGACAGUACCUACAAGAAGAACGAGUAACAAUAUUAAAUACUACUCGUUACCAAAAACAAAAAUGAAGACUUUGAAUUGGACCAAGGUCAAUAACCAAUAUUUAGACAAGUCGGUUUGGUCGUCGGCGGAUCCUCCUAACUUAAAUAUAAACUUCAAGAAAAUUGACGAAUUAUUUUGUCAAAAACCCAGAGCAAAAUCUUCACCUGCUGUAUUGUCACCAAAUGGUGUUUCUAAAGUGAACGUUGUGAAUAUAUUGGACAAUAAUCGGAGCUUAGCAAUUAACAUAAUGUUGAAACAGUUCAAAUCCGGUUCGCAUGAAAUUUUAGAAGCGCUUCAAAGUGGACAGUCGAUUCCUCUUGAGAAACUAAAAGGCCUUCAACGAGUUUUGCCAACAGACGAAGAGAUAAAAUUGAUAAAAAAGAAAGAUGUUGACUUGUCUACUGUUGGAUCUGCGGAGCAGUUUUGUCUACAACUCAAUAGCAUAUCCAACUAUCAAUUGAGAAUAAAACUCAUGAUUGAAAAAGAAGAAUUACCUGCUAUAGUGUCGGAAAUACAAAGUCAACUAGAAAGUGUCAAAAAAAUGUGCGAUGACCUAAUAAAUAAUCAGCCGUUUAAGCAAUUUCUGUCGCUAGUGCUGUUUAUCGGAAAUUACCUAAAUGCUGGAAGCUAUGCCGGAAAUGCGAGUGGAUUCACUUUGGACACGUUGCCUAAAUUGCUUGAUACCAGAGCCAACAAACCUAGAGUGACUUUUCUUCAUUUCGUAGUCGAAGUGGCGCAGACGAACAAAAUUGAUGACAUACUGAGUUUCACUAAGUACACCGAGGCACUUAGGAAUCUAUCCAGGAUAUCUUUUUUGUCAUUGGAAGACGAAAUAAACAUCAAAACGAAACAGAUCAGAAGUUUGCAUCUACAAUUGUCAAAACAAACGAAAAAACAGAUAUGUGAUCAAUUCUCAGAUUUUAUGAAACAAGCUAUCAUUGAUAUCGAAACUCUAAACAAGGAGUACAAAAGUGCAACGGAGGUAAUUCAAAGAGUAGCUGUUUAUUUCGGUGAGGACGUUAACAAAUUUAAAAUUGAAGAAUGCUUUGCUUUAUUGGGAAAUUUUUUUGAGCGCAUUGACGUUGUUGCUAAGGAAAACAUAAAUCGCAAAAUUCAAGAAAAAAAAAAUAAAACACUCGCUGCGGAAUUGGAAAAGGAAAAGGACAUCCCAAACGUUAAGAAGCGCGCACGAGGGUCUAUGAUACCCAAAGAUGAAGAAGUAUGCAUAGUGGAUUUGGUGUUGCGAGACAUUAGGAGAGGAUCUUUUAAUUUAAGAAGUGUGAAACCUGAAAGCGAAAAGCACAUCUAAUAUAGCAUUCCAAAUAUUUGAAUGCUUUAUAGUGAAGCACGUGCAUAUUUCACUCCAUUUAUGUUAUAAUAUAUCAUAAAUAAUUCCAGGAAGUUGAUUUUGUACAACUAUCACAAAUACUAAAAUACUGAAUCAUAAGACUUUCCAUCAAAAACUAUUCAAAAGUGUCAAUUUUAGUAAAUAUUAUCAUAAAAAACAUUAUAGUCGUAAUUUUGGUC